GUCUUGUCCUGUCUUGAGAUUCGCAAAACCCUUAAAAUGCGGUCCUUAUGAUUGCAGCAGCAUUCGAUCUUCGAAUAGCGAUGGCUUCAAGCAUCGCGGACUGGUGUGUGUGAGAUUUUCAAGACACCAUUGCAGAUUGUCUUGAGCAGCGGUGUUCCGUUACACAGCCGUUAUUCAAGAAGCGGCAUUGUCGAUCCGCUGACCUUACAGGUCUGUUUCGCUCAGAAGCUGAUACUUAAAGGAACCAGUGAGAAGAAAUGGAGUAAAAUGUGAAAGUGAAUCGUCUCAACCGCUGUGAUUGUACUUUGCUCGUGUGAUGGUGUUUCUGUGAUGAUAAAUCUUGUUCAAUUUUGUGUACAUGAAUUAGCGCCCACUUUCUACCAAAAUCGGGCACAGCUCAAAUUCACCUGGCUAUAACAUACUUAGCAUUAACAUAGUGGGCGCAUGUGAUAUCGGAAAAAGAAGUUUCAACUGUGUUAUCGAUUAACUACUUUGGUUUGCCAGCAGAGAACAUAGCUGUGAUAAUGAAGCAAAAAAACAAAAUAACGGUCCUAGAUCUUAUACUUCUGUGGGCCUUAAAGGCAGUAAAGCAGUUUAUAGAUCGGAUCAACAGCUCUAACCACGACCCGAACCGAAAGGUGGUCACACCUGCAAUUGCAACGCGCUUUCUGCUGGCUCGCAAAUAUGACAUUGCACGGGCGAUGGCGCUGUAUGAGCAACACGAACUGAUCCGUCAGCGAGAAGGAUUGUAUGGUUUCGAUCCGAUGGUUGACCCGCUGCGAUCGGAGUUGGAAACUGGGAAGUUUACGAUCCUGCCUGGGCGUGACGCCAGUGGAGCUGCUAUCGCUCUGUUUACCGCCAACCUGCAUUAUCCAAUGACGGUCACACACAAAACCACCUUGCAGGGUGUUGUAUAUCAACUCGAUGUGGCAUUACAAAAUACUGAUACUCAAAAAGCCGGGCUGGUGUUCAUCUAUGAUAUGAGCACAUCCAAAUACUCCAACUUCGACUAUGAUCUCUCUCAGAAAAUUCUUACAUUAUUGAAGGGAGGAUAUCCUGCUCGACUUAAAAAGGUUCUUAUUGUGACAGCACCCUUGUGGUUUAAAGCACCGUUUAAAAUACUUCGUCUGUUCGUCCGAGAGAAGCUACGUGAACGUGUUUUCACUGUUUCUAUUCCUCAGUUGAGCUUACAUGUCCCACGCGACUCUCUUCCGGUUCGAUUAGGUGGAACGCUAGAAGUUGAUCAUUCCUCAUGGUUGCUUCAUUGUUACAAAUCGAUGACGAACCGUGAGGAGGAAAUAAUUGCCGGAACAGGCCAACAGCAAGCGCAGCCAUCAGGAGCGAACGGUAGCAGUCCCGUUAUGGGUAGUGCCGGUAUAGCAGCAAUCACUGCCGGUACAGCCACUCUGAAUACAACGGCGUCUGAGCUGGCCGGUGUGGAGUUUGUUGGAGCAAGCAGUCAACCGACAGUGGAGGAUAACAUAAACGUAGAGGAUAUAAGCGACAUAGCUGCAGUAGGUUUGAAUCAGCAUCAUCACGUUAACCAUGUUGGAAGCCAUCAUCAUACGAGCAGUACCAAUGAAAUGUGGACAGAGAACCCCCCGAGCAGUGCUUCGUCCGGUUUCAGCGACGAUGACAGUUUGGCUGGCGCGGAAGGUGAUCCCAAAACGAUUGAUCAGAUAGUGCAGAUGGUUCGAGAGCGGGGUAAACUUGGGCUUACUCGGGAGUAUGCCGAAAUAAAAGCUCGCGCACCAGAUGGAACAUUUUCAAACGCAAAACUUAGAGACAAUCUUGCUAAGAAUCGCUACACAGACGUGCUGUGUUACGAUCAUAGUCGAGUGGUGUUGUCACAGGAAGACGACGAUCGGUCAACAGAUUACAUAAACGCCAACUUUGUCGAUGGCUACAAACAAAAAAAUGCGUACAUCUCUACUCAAGGGCCCCUGCCUAAAACUUCGUACGACUUUUGGCGCAUGGUUUGGGAACAGCACUGUUUGCUAAUCGUCAUGACGACGCGAGUAAUGGAGCGUGGUCGUGCUAAGUGCGGACAGUAUUGGGAGCCGAAUGAGGGCGGAGUAGCUGAGUUCUGUUCCUUUCGAGUGCGGACCAUGUCGAUAGAAACCAACGAAGACUACACUGUAGUGGAGAUAGAAAUAAGAAAUACUAAGACUGAUGAGGUAAGGUGCGUAUCGCAUUGGCAGUUCACCAGUUGGCCCGACUACGGUGUACCGUCAUCGGCAAAGGCCAUGCUAAACUUCUUACAACGCGCUCGUGAGAAGCAGGCUGAAAUGGUACGAUCGUUGGGAGAUUUAUGGGCCGGUCAUCCUCGUGGUCCACCAAUAGUAGUCCACUGCAGUGCCGGAAUCGGACGAACGGGUACCUUCAUUACCCUGGACAUUUGCAUAUCGCGCCUUGAAGAUGUUGGAACGGCUGAUAUUAAAGGAACCGUAGAAAAAAUUCGCUCUCAGCGUGCAUAUUCGAUCCAAAUGCCGGACCAGUAUGUCUUUUGUCACAUAGCGUUGAUCGAAUAUGCACUUUCUCGUGGAAUGCUGCAGUCGGUUGAUCUAUCUGAAUUUGACGAUCGGGACGAGGAAUCCGACUAAACGCUACUACUACAGAACAAGAAUUCAUACAAGUGAUGGAGAACAUAGUACAGUGGUUGCAAAGGGAGGAAUACUAUUGUCAUAGAUUGUACAGUAGAUAAUUUUUUGUAAAUUUCCUGUUUAGAAUGGAAUGGAAAUACGUAUUCUUUAGAUAUUUGGUAUAAUGUUUGGUUUAGUUUAACUUCAGCUCCGCUUUGCUUUGUAAAGGGAAUACGUUUGUACGAAAACUUCACGACUCAACCGAACAUGUUUAAUUGUUUAACAGUUCUUUCUUUUGCUGAUAGAAUUUCUAGGAACUAUGUUAGUUAGCACAUAAGAAAGUAUUUGAAAAAGGUAAAGUGUCAAUCGAAUAGGUUUAUCAUUUCUGCUCCAAUAAUCAUAGAAGAUAAGGUUACGGUAAUUACCAAAAGCAUGAAUGGCUUAAUUUAUUUAAAUUCCUAAUUCCCUUGUACCCUACUUUACAAACAGAUUUCAUAAGCACGUUCGUUCGAAAGUGUGGUCCAUUUACAAUCAAAAGCAGUUUCAGAGUUGUAUAUUACUUGAGAAUUUAUUUUACUAAUUGUAAUAUUUGGGUAAUCGAAACCCCGCUAGCAACCUGAUGGUGGUAUGUAAGAAAGUAUAUAAAAUAAAAAUCAAACUGUCCUGCCCA
Messenger RNA from Anopheles coustani, 3252 nucleotides. RefSeq names its product tyrosine-protein phosphatase non-receptor type 9 (gene Ptpmeg2). Gene Ontology annotation, biological process: protein dephosphorylation. Gene Ontology annotation, molecular function: protein tyrosine phosphatase activity. The record is from RefSeq and is a predicted model, not a curated record. The transcript is spliced from 7 exons. The coding region runs from base 525 to 2603 and encodes 692 amino acids. Lineage: Eukaryota; Metazoa; Arthropoda; Insecta; Diptera; Culicidae.